Messenger RNA from Brassica oleracea var. oleracea, 1270 nucleotides. RefSeq names its product methionine aminopeptidase 1B, chloroplastic-like. The transcript is spliced from 10 exons. Gene Ontology annotation, molecular function: metalloaminopeptidase activity. Bases 63 to 1169 code for a protein of 368 amino acids. Lineage: Eukaryota; Viridiplantae; Streptophyta; Magnoliopsida; Brassicales; Brassicaceae. The record is from RefSeq and is a predicted model, not a curated record. Gene Ontology annotation, biological process: proteolysis.
AGAAGCUUCGUCUCCAAAUUUGAUUUUCCUUCGGUUGGGGGUUUAGCAGUGAAGUAGCGAAAAUGGCGUCUACAGUUUUCCUAUCCACUUUCUCCUCUGCUCACCUCUCUUCUUCUUUCACCGGCGACUACGUAGCAUCGUCGAGGUGCUUCAUCGGAGCUCCCGUCGCUUCCAACUCUUCUCUAUCGCUGCUCUACGGUAAGAAGAACUCAUAUCCUCUUAGAAAGUUCCAUGUCUCUGCCAAGAAAGUAUCUGGAUUGGAAGAAGCCAUUAGAAUCAGAAGGAUGAGAGAAGCUGAAGCUAGUUCAAAGGUUAAGAGAAACCCACCGUUAAGACGAGGGAGAGUCUCACCUCGUCUUCUUGUCCCUGACUACAUACCAAAGCCUCCUUACGCUGAGUCUAACGUGUUACCUGAUAUCUCACCUGACUUCCAGAUUCCUUCCCCUGAAGGCCUUGUCAAAAUGAGAGCUGCUUGCGAGCUAGCUGCUCGGGUUCUAAACUUUGCAGGGACUUUGGUUAAACCAUCUGUUACGACUAAUGAAAUAGACAAAGCUGUGCAUGAUAUGAUUGUUGAAGCUGGUGCUUAUCCUUCACCUCUUGGAUACGGUGGUUUCCCUAAGAGUGUGUGUACUUCGGUUAACGAGUGUAUGUGUCAUGGGAUACCGGAUUCUCGUCAGCUACAGAGUGGGGAUAUAAUAAACAUUGAUGUCACGGUUUACUUGGAUGGUUACCAUGGAGAUACAUCAAGAACUUUUUUCUGUGGAGAGGUUGACGAAGGUUUUAAACGACUUGUGAAGGUUACUGAGGAAUGCUUGGAGAAAGGUAUAGCCGUGUGUAAAGAUGGAGCAAGCUUCAAGAAAAUCGGCAAGAGAAUCAGUGAGCAUGCAGAGAAGUGCGGCUACAACGUUGUGGAGCGAUUUGUUGGACAUGGUGUUGGACCAGUAUUUCACUCCGAACCUCUGAUUUAUCAUUACCGUAAUGAUGAGCCUGGACAUAUGGUUGAGGGACAAACUUUCACAAUCGAACCGAUUCUAACGAUUGGAACCACGGAAUGUGUAACAUGGCCGGACAACUGGACUACUCUAACAGCUGAGGGUGGUGUAGCCGCACAGUUUGAACAUACAAUUCUGAUAACUAGAACUGGUUCAGAGAUUCUUACCAUAUGCUGAAACUAUUCACUUUUGAUUAAUUCUUUCACCGUUUCCCUCUUUGUCAAAGAUUUCGUCAGGCUCUUCAUCGACCAUGGAAUCAAUAGAAUAUACCUUUCAUA